ACGGACCGCAAGAUCGUGACCUGAGCUGAAGUCGGACGGUCAACCGACUGAGCCACCCAGGCGCCCCUGCCAUGGCUAACUCUUAAGGAGUUGGGUAUUGAAAAUAUCGGCAAGAAGUAAGGAAUGUGCUGCUACAUUUGCAUACACACUCCCAAACCGAUUCUUCAAAACGAGGACCAGACCUGGCCCCUCCACAUCAGAGAUCCUGAAGGGAGAAGACAAGCAGAGCUCCAGGAGCCACAGAGCGUGGGGACCCUUGCCGCAGGUUCCUGUUGAGUCAUUUCAUUGUGUUAAAAAUGUCAUUUUUGGAGGACUCAAGUGUGAAAAUGGAGUCUGAAGACCAGGAAGGAGACGAGCCCCAGUGCUGCUCAGAAGACUUGGACAGAAGCCCCCUGGAGCCAGACAUGAGCCUCACCUCACAAAGCUCUCCCUAUUCAGGAGAGGAAACUGUUGACCCACAACCUAUAAAGUCUGGGUUUUCACAGAGGACCCAGCUUCAGGAAGGUGUGAUGAUGGAUCAGCCCACAGGGAAGUGUGGAGACAAUCCCAUUAUGACAUGCAUUCGAGGAGUCCCUUUCUGUGGAGAACCCUAUACAGCAGUGAAUAAACCUCAGACCGGGGAGGUCUCUGACUUGAAUCAGCAGGUGUGGAUCCUGCAGGAUCAGACCAUUGUGACAGUUCCACGGACUGACAGUGUGACUCCAGUCACUGUCACUGUUGUCCCAUGCAAGUAUCCAGAGUAUCUUGAGCAAGGCAGAGGGAUUCCCAUUUAUAUGGGAAUAGAGAAUCCAGAAAUGUGUCUGUCUUGUGAGGACAUAGGAGGGCAGCCCACAUUGCAACUGAAGGAGGAGGAGAUACUGGAUCUGUACAACGAAGUCGCGCCCGUGGAGCCCUUCCUCUUCUACCACUCAAAAGAUGGCAGGACCUCCACCUUCGAGUCCGUGGCGUUCCCUGGCUGGUUCAUCGCCUCCUCUGAGAUCCGCCAUCCCCUCUUCCUCACUUCAGACCUGGGGGGAAAGAACAAUGUUAACUUCAAUUUAAGUAUCAAUGCUUGACCUCAGUCUGGAGGGGGCAGCUUGGUCAGAGGUCUUUGUUAAAUUUCCUAGUUCCCAGCAUGCUUUCAUUUAUAUUCUCUCCGUGUCAUUUCGCGUCAGUGCUGAGAGGUGGGCAGGACCUUGUUAUCAUCACACUUUGUGAAUGACUUCAGGGCAGCCGAGGCAUAGAAUGUGAGCUCAGACAUGGGGGGAGGGGUCAUGUAAAGUUCUCCUCUCAAGCUGAAGUUGUCCAUCCCACAGCCAUCUGUACGAGGGUGUCUGGACCCCAAGACAUUAGUGCCUUCUCUGUGGGUGGAUACAGAGAAGCGUCAGAGCUCCUGAUCUGGUGACUAGUGUGGAACUGAUUCGUUUUGUUUUCUUUCCUAUUUAGAUUACAUUUUCCAUAUGCUUUGUAUGUUGCCAGUAUAUUUCACGUUGUAUAAUGUAUCCUUUCAAGGGUUAAGGAACGUUUAAAGGUAAAUAAUUCUUAACAAUAGUUAAACUAUUUUUUUCCUAAUUCUAAUAUGUAAACAUAAAGCCAAAUAUAAACUUCAUGUGUUUACACAACAGAAAAGCUAAAACUAAGCUGUAAAAUGAAGUAGAAAACAUAGUAAACUGAAAUUAGCGAGAGUAAUUGAAUGAGGAUAGCUCACUGGGGUUUCACUGGGGAAAGAAGGACCCCUAUCAGUGGUGACAGUCCAGGGUGGAGAUAAUGCAUGUAAAAGAACACUACUAUAUGACUAUUUUCUGUACAGUCUCACAGCCUUGAUUUCUUUGCCUCUUCUAGACUUUUCCUUUUAGGCAUCCACAAGAUCUCUUUAAAAAUAGCAGUAAAGGUGAUGACAGAGCCUAAGGCAGGGCAAACUACAAGCUAGCACACUGCCCCCACUCCCCCAGGUGGCAUAUGUGGGACAUUCCUCAGGCACUGCUGGCUGCCCAGGGACAAAGGAGAGGAAAUAAACAAGUAGCUAACUGAUAGAGAUCACAGUCAUGCAGGACCAGAGUCUCCCUCAGUUCGCAAAUAUCUUAGUAAAUUUCAAGAAAAAGUCAAUCUUAUCAAAUAGCCUAAUCUCCAGAAACCUGUAGAAUCAGUUUGCUGGAGCCCCAACGUCACCCUUCCAUAGUGAUAUAGGGAACAAAGGCAAGAAGGAAAUGGCAGGUAAAAUUAAGUGCCCGUAUAACCUGCGGCCCGUUGACAAAUGCUUGAGGCAAAUACAGAGUACCACGUUUCUCCAGGAACCCCCUACCGUCCUAAUGUUAAUGCCUUACUAGAGGAAAACCAACCUUAGCUUGAUAAUAGCAAGGCCUCAGGUAUCUUAGGAGUCCUCUUUAGCAUAUCAAAGUCCCUCUGGAGGCCUUCCUUUUGUCUUUACCUCCCCCAGUGCCAUUGUGUAUAACCAGUCACUGUUCACAACCACAGUGCAGCUCUUCCUGCCCACAGGUCCUGUCGACCUGCUUUAAUAUCACCUUUUUGCACCAAAGACGUCUUCAAGAAUUCUUUCUUGGCCGUCAGCUACGAACCCCACGAACCCCACCAUCACCCCAAAACUUCAUCAAAGGUGCCUUUUCUUGGAACAGAGAGCCUAGCUUUCCCACCGGUCAUGCUUCAGAUGAUGUAUUCUGAUGAAAUUAAAUCACUGUGGGUAUAAUUGUAGAAAGAUGUAGCUACAUCUGGUUCUGUAUAUAACAGAUUUCUUAUUUUGACUCUGAUACUACAGACACAGGAAGUUCUGUUUGCUUAAAUACAAUUUCCAAAAUAGCGCCAGUCACUUACUUUUUUUUUUUUUCUUCCUACUUUUGGACAAUCAGACCACAUACUCUACUAAGCAGGCCAGCAAGCAAUCAGUAAGCCCCGAUUUAAUGCAACGUCUCUUGAUUCUUUGAAGUUUUCUUCCUCAAUUAAAUAUAGUUUUAGCAUUGCAGUUUUAUUAAAAAACAGCAUUAAAAUGGGCACUGAGGUAAUUAGUUCUGGGAUAUUAAAUAGGAGAAUUGGUUAUUGAAUAUUUACUACUAUACUCACUGCUCAUAAAUGGUGAUAGCUUCUUAUAUCUGACCAUUUACAUUGUUACACUGUCAGUUGUUACAUCUGCCAGUUGGGAUCCAAUAACACAUUUGCUUGUGACGCGAUUAUGGUCUGAGUGUGACAACACCUCCAUCCUCCUACAGGCUGUGUGGUGAUUCCAUUGUCCCAUCUCUUUACCACGAAAACUGCAUGCAGGUGCUGUGACACUUUGGAUUGUCACUUAGCACAGAUUUGAGCUCAAACAAAAGCUCAAAUAUGAGUCCUGGUGUCAUGUAACUGGUUAUCCUGAUGGUCCAGAAGAGGUUCUGAUAACAUAUUUAGAGUGUAAUCAAAAUGAAAACAUAGUAAUCUCUAGCUUGUGGAGCCUGGAGAGCAGACCUCCAGAGACACCCCCCCCCCCCCCCGGCUUAUCCAUCACGUUUGUGAAAGACCACAGCAUAUGAAAUCAUAGAAAGGACCCUAUGAGUAGCAACGUCCUCAUUUUCAGGUGAACACCUGUUUUUCACACAUCUGAAUAUCCAAUGCUCUUGCAUUUGGGUUCCGUGAGCUCCAGGCCAACACUCACUGAAGGAUUUGGUUCUUUUGCAUCUUUGGUAUGAAGGGCUUGAUGCCCUGUGUUGGGGGAGGUCAUUGAGAGGAUGUGACCACCAGCUGACCCAUGAGCUGGACCCUGGCAGCUGGAGGCUCCUCACCCCCUCUCCUGUCCUUGCAAUGUGUGCUCUGGGUGCCUUCCUGGCUCCCAGAAGCUGCCCCAAGGACACAGCCUUGAGGCAGUGUAGUGAUGUGAUGUUGAGACAUCUGGACGGUACCUGUGGCUGAACCCAGUUAAAGCUUCUAUAUAAAUUUUUAAUAUUCUAGUGGGUGGGUAUGGAAAUGUAUUUAUCUUACAGCUGCCCCAAAACAAGCAUCAUAUAUAAAUUCCCUUGCUUAUUAAACUU
Molecule: messenger RNA, 3995 nt
Organism: Prionailurus viverrinus (fishing cat)
Lineage: Eukaryota; Metazoa; Chordata; Mammalia; Carnivora; Felidae
Gene: IL36G
Product: interleukin 36 gamma
Exons: 9
Coding region: 297-1055 (252 amino acids)
Biological process (GO): positive regulation of gene expression; cytokine-mediated signaling pathway; cellular response to lipopolysaccharide
Molecular function (GO): cytokine activity
Source: RefSeq, a predicted model, not a curated record